This is a messenger RNA of Bactrocera tryoni, 3094 nucleotides long. Its product is annotated as organic cation transporter protein. Gene Ontology annotation, biological process: transmembrane transport. Lineage: Eukaryota; Metazoa; Arthropoda; Insecta; Diptera; Tephritidae. Gene Ontology annotation, cellular component: membrane. The transcript has 6 exons. Bases 1356 to 3059 code for a protein of 567 amino acids. Gene Ontology annotation, molecular function: transmembrane transporter activity. The record is from RefSeq and is a predicted model, not a curated record.
AGUUUACAAUGGCAACGCAUCAGUUUAGUUUUGGGCAUUCUGGCGUAAACACGGAACACCGAACAACACGUGAAAAUAUAAUUUUUAUACGCAAAAAUUUAACAAUGUAAAUGUUUAUAGGGCAAUUCGGAAUGUAUGUACAUAAGUAUAUCGAAUUUUAGCAAUUAACGUCGUAAAACCCGUAAACAUCCUCAAAAAAUUGUUCAGAUAAAUUUAAAAAGUGCGCGUUUCAAAUGAAUUAUCAUAGCAACUAAUAAAACUGUUAAUGCAAACAAACGCAGACUUUAGUUAAACAAAAGGACGAACUGUGCACUAGUGAGAUUUGUAAAUAUGUAUGUAUAUGAACAUGUGAAACUUAAGUCCAAAAAGUGCAAUUCAUUGUCCGACAUGCUGCACACAAAUGCAUUCGUAUAAGUAUACAUUUGUAUGUAUGUCAUUUAUUAUACCCAUGAUUUCACAGUGUAAUUAAAUAAGUCAUGCUGUGCGAAAAUAUUACACCAAUGCAAGGUUGAAUUUACGCAGGCUAUAGUAAGCAACUGCGAGAGCAAAAAAAAUAUAUGUAUAAAAACAGCAACAAUAAAGACACGAGACGGCACAUCAACGAAGGGCGCCAACACUCAGGAUAAGGAAAAGCAGAGAAAAUAAAUCAAUAAUUUAUAUGCAAAACUACACUAAAUUUAGUUCAGCAAAACGGUACACAUAUACACACUUACAAAUAUGUUCGCUUAUAAUCCACGAAUAUGAAUAAAACAUUUAAAUAAAAUUAUAAUGACCAAUUGAGUAUCGGAAAUUUAUUAAACAACAACACGUGCAUGUGCUCUUACAGUUGUGAUAGACACAAACUGAAUUCUUACAUGUGAAUAAAUUCCAUAAUUAUUACGACUAAUUGAUGAAAUAAUCGCACUCAAUAUAAAGUAUUGCGGCUCAAACAUAAAAAUCGGAUAGCGAACGCGCAAUCAAACUUAGUUAGCAUCGUCAAGAAUACCGCCCACCGGAACCAGGAAUCAAAAAACAACACACAAAUACAAUACAAACAAGUAUAUGCAAAGCACAUUACGGUAAGGAGUGCAAGCGCUGGCAGUUCUAAGACUGCAACUUACUUACAGUACAAAGAAAGCCAACGAAAUUGCCAAUGCGAACUCAUUAAUACUAAGCGCUCGUUUCGAAAUCAUUGCUACCAUCUUAACCGGUCAUUUAUCGCUCAAAUAAACGUCUACGAUUGGCUGCCACGCUCAUUGCCCAUUCUAUUUACGGACAAUACGAGUUCCUUGUGUUCUGUUUGUAAUUAAACGUCAGUACUUCAAAGAUCACUGACAGCAAUCGCCACGUGAUCAUCAUCUCAUCCAUUAGCAAAUAUGGAUUUUGAUCAGAUUCUUGCGAGAUGCGGCGAUUUUAGUCGAUAUCAGUUUCUGUUGUUGACAUUGUUCGGUGUAAUCAACUUCAUUGUCUCACUACAUUAUUUUACCCAAACUGUGAUAAGUUUUGUGCCCGAUCAUUGGUGCUACCAUGAGAAAUUAGUGAAUAAGUCAUUCGAUGAGAUUGCGGAGAUCUAUGCGAAGUUUCCGAAUCCAUCUUGUACGCGCCUGCUCGACAUCGAUGGUGCGAAUGUAACGGUGAGUCCAGAGAGUUGUACGCGUUGGAUCUAUAAAUACGAUUAUGGCUAUCGGAGCAUGAACACAGAGCUAAACUGGGUCUGUGAUUCGGCGUACAAAGCGCGCAUCGGGCAGUCGUUAUUCUUUAUAGGUUCCGUUGUUGGAACCCUCUUUUACGGUCUGCUUUCAGACAAGAUUGGUCGCUUGCCUGCUCUAAUACUUUCAAAUUUUUCGGGUUUUAUUGGGGAUUUUUCGACAAUAUUCUCUCAAAGCGUUACUACAUUUUCACUUUGCCGUUUCAUAUCCGGCAUGGCGGCAGAUACGAAUUUUUACCUUAUGUAUAUUAUUGUUCUUGAAUACAUCCGUCCAUCGAUGCGAACACUUGGUCUGAAUUUAGCUGUCGGUGUCUUUUAUACAAUUGGCCUUGUCUUCACACCAUGGUUGGCCGUACUCGUUGGGCAUUGGCAACUUUAUUUGGCCUGUACUUCACUGCCUAUACUCUCCGUGGUUCUCUACUAUUUCGUAGUGCAGGAGAGCGCUCAAUGGUUGGUCACCAGAAAUGAUGUAGACGGUGCUAUAAAGCGUUUGAAACGUGUUGCACGAUUUAACAAACGAAAAGUGACUCCGUCGGAAUUUGAAGAAUUUCGCAAACAUUGCGAGAAGCAGCGUCAAAAGAUGGGCGGCGAUGAGCAGGUGCACUCAACAUUGCUGGAUAUGUUUAGAACGCCACGCAUGCGCAAACACACACUUAUAUUGUUUUUCAAAUCGAUGGUCAUUACACUCUGUUACGAUGCGGUCUCGCGUAAUGUCGAGGGUAUGGGCAUUUCGCCAUUCGUUAUGUUCUCCUUGAGCGCCAUUGCCGUGCUGCCAUCGAGCAUAAUCGUGAUCUUGCUACAGGAUCGCAUUGGACGCAAGGGCAUGGCGGCCGGCUCGCUACUUGUCGGCGGUUUAUUUACCUCUUUAGCAGGCGUAGCGAUCGCCUAUCAACAGCACAACCACAAUGCCGUGCUACUGGCAUGCUUAACCAUAGCGGCGCGUUUCGGUGUGGCGAUUUCAUACGAAUCCGGAUCACAAUAUGCCACCGAAUUGAUACCAACAUGCGUGCGCGGCCAAGGCGUGGCUGCGGUACACGUAGCUGGCUUUGCAGCAUCGUUUUUGGCGCCCUACAUCUUGUGGUUGGGCACAUUCUUCAAGGCAGCGCCAUCGAUCAUUUUGGGUGCGCUCUUCUUUACGGGUUCCUUUGUAUGCCUACUACUUCCCGAGACGCUUAACAGAACACUUCCAAAAACUGUCGAAGAAGGUGAAGUUUUCGGCAAAGGCGAACGUAUGUUCGAUUUCCCCUGCCUUUCGAAGAAAGGCAAACGUUCUUGUGACUCUGAAGAGGAAGCCUACGAGCGUAAGCAGUCGUUAACUGAUUUCGAUCGGGGCAAUGAAUCAGCCGAUGAGAACCUCAACAGUGCGGCAUAAAUGUGUGCGAACGCGUUAGCCGCCUUAGGUGCUAA